AUGGAGUCCGUGAAAAACAGUAUCCGGUGGCCCAAUCCAGCUCUCCCCGACAGCGUGUUCAAGAUGUUCGACAUGCACGGCAAGGUCGUCAUCAUAACGGGCGGUUCAGGCGGUAUCGGCUAUCAGGUUGCAAGAGCUCUGGCAGAAGCUGGUGCCGAUAUCGCGCUUUGGUACAACAGCUCGCCUGAUGCUGUUAGGCUGGCUUCCACUCUUGAAAAGGAUUUCGGAGUGCGCUCAGAGGCAUACAAGUGCUCAGUACAGAAUUUUGACGAGGUUCAAGCGGCUACAGAUGCUGUCGUGAGAGACUUUGGUGGGCUACAUGUCAUGAUCGCCAACGCAGGCAUCCCGUCCAAGGCGGGCGGGCUGGAUGAUCGCCUGGAAGACUGGCAGCGUGUCGUGGACAUCGACUUUUCUGGGGCUUAUUACUGUGCUCGAGCUGCUGGUCAGAUCUUCAGAAAGCAAGGAUUCGGUAAUAUGAUCUUUACCGCAUCCAUGUCUGGCCACGCUGCCAAUGUCCCACAACAACAGGCGUGCUACAAUGCCUGCAAGGCAGGAGUUAUCCACCUGGCCAAAUCACUGGCCGUUGAAUGGGCUGGGUUUGCUCGCGUCAACUGCGUCAGCCCUGGAUACAUUGACACCCCUAUCAGCGGGGAUUGUCCGUUUGAGAUGAAGGAGGCUUGGUACAGCUUGACUCCGAUGCGUCGUGACGCUGACCCGCGGGAACUGAAGGGUGUAUACCUUUACCUGGCCAGUGAUGCUAGCACGUACACAACAGGGGCUGACGUGGUGGUAGAUGGCGGUUACACUUGUCGAUAA
This is a messenger RNA of Aspergillus terreus NIH2624, 816 nucleotides long. RefSeq names its product L-xylulose reductase. Lineage: Eukaryota; Fungi; Ascomycota; Eurotiomycetes; Eurotiales; Aspergillaceae. Gene Ontology annotation, cellular component: intracellular anatomical structure. Gene Ontology annotation, molecular function: oxidoreductase activity, acting on NAD(P)H, oxygen as acceptor. The coding region runs from base 1 to 816 and encodes 271 amino acids. The transcript has 3 exons. The record is from RefSeq and is a predicted model, not a curated record.